Bicyclus anynana (squinting bush brown) is the source of this 4276-nucleotide messenger RNA. Its product is annotated as lebercilin-like protein. The record is from RefSeq and is a predicted model, not a curated record. Gene Ontology annotation, biological process: intraciliary transport. The transcript has 7 exons. NCBI's taxonomy places the organism in Eukaryota, Metazoa, Arthropoda, Insecta, Lepidoptera, Nymphalidae. Gene Ontology annotation, cellular component: axoneme. The coding region runs from base 1 to 1833 and encodes 610 amino acids.
AUGUCAGAGCUUAGCCUCGUCCCAGAAGAGAAACGACGAGAUCAAAGUUUGUAUUGCAGGGACUCACUGGAGAGCGUGUACAGUAGCAACUCCCGCCUCAACCUCCUGCACAAGCGCAAGCGACUCAACCUGUGCGUGGGCAUGUCCAACCAGUCGCUCAACCACAAGGGUGACAGAUACGUCACCCAGAGGGUGCUCUCCGCCAAGACCCAUAGGGUGAAGCAGCUGCAGAAUCAGUUGGCUGAUGCGCACUAUCAUUUACAAGAACUUAGCAACGAAAAUCGAGUGUUACGUGCUCUCCAAAAGAAACAAGAAAUCGCGUUACAGAGAUACGAGAACUCGAACGCGGAGCUGCCCCAAGUGCUGAACUCCCACAGCGAGGAGAUGCGCGUGCAGCAGAGCCGGUACAAGCAGCUGAAGCAGCAGCACCGGGACGCGGCGCAGCGGCUUAAGGAGCGGGACCUGCAGCUGCAGCAGCUGAGGGAUGAGCACCAGCAUCUGUUGGACUUGAGCAAGGACAGGAACUUGUUGGAACGCGAAAAGCUGCAGGCUCAGGUGGUUGAACUGACCGCCAAAGUGCAGCAACAGGGUGAAACUAUCAGCAUGCUGCAGCGACGCAUCGCGCUGGAAGCCAAGAACUUCAGGCACCAGCUGCAGGCGGAGAUCAAUAAGCACAAAGACACGAGACACGACCUGGACCUGGCCAUCACUAACGCUGACAAACUAUCCACUAUUAUCGAGAUGAAGGAAAAGAUGAUAAGUACAGUCGCAGGCAGAGCAGUGAAGUCUCCUACAAAGAUUCCGUCUACCAUCAACAUUGCGAGACCGAUUAGCAAGAGUGGGAGAGAGGCUGCCAGAGGGACUGACGAGAGAUCGAAUAUAAUACAGUUAGAACAAAACCUACUCGCCAAGCUAUGUGAGAAUUCACGGAAUGUCAGUAGUUCACUAUCGCACGAGGAAGACACAAGCUCAUCCACAGAACCUCGCUCUAGAUAUGUCUCCUCUCGAAGUUCUACCAGCACCCGAACAACGCCGAGCCAAAACCAAAACCGAAAAGGAUCAAAAGGUUCAGACGAAAUAAUAGAACUAGCAAAAACAGUACAAGAAGGCAUGGCUGACCUCACGAUAGUUGACGACGAUUUAAGAAAUUCUACUCCUGAGGAAAUGCAGAAAAGAAUGGAAGCAAUGAAGGCUGAUUUGUUAAAUAAAAUGAAGAAUAACGAAGAACCCGGUUCUAGAAAGCCUAGUGCUUUGAGAAGAAAAUCUAUGGAAGAGUCCAUUGAGGAACACAUUGAAGAAGUUGUGAUAGAACGUCCGAAAUCCAGAGGAAGAAGAGGUUCUACGGUUUCGUUUUACGACAGUUCAAGUUCUGAAAUGAACGCAGCAAGUAGCAGUACUGGUGAUGAUGAGAAAACAUUGUUAAAACGUGAGCUUAGCAUAACUGAUAAGAAAGCUACCGGGAAACCGAUAGACAAAUAUUGCAAAGACAUCAUUCAAGAUAUAGAGAAGAGCAGCAAAGUGAUAGAUAAUCACAUGAAACAGUUCACACAAACAAAAUUCGCUAGUGAUAAAUUGAUCGAGCAAUUGCAAGCGGUUGACACGUUGAAUGAAUUUGUGAACGGUGGUGGAGACAUACCACCAGAGGCAUUCAGCGAAAUGAACAAUAAUUUCAAAAUGCUCUCCGAACAAGUUUUUUCUGAAAAUGUUCCAGUGGCCCGUAAACGCAAUCUUUCUGGAAGAAAAAACUCCCGUAUAGAAUCUAGAACCAGUUUCCUCGGUGACUCCAAUAUGAGUAACCAGGAUUUGCUCGAGGAUUUGCUGGGCAAGAAAUGAUAUACGGCCCUUUUCAAUUCGUAACUGUAGUUGAAUUUUAUAAUGGACUAUAAUUAUGAAUAUAUGUACCUAAUAUAUUUAGAAUGAUUACGACUUUUUUCAUAAUGUUCUUUCAAAAAUUGUUUACAUAGUUUAAAUUUAUGCAAACAUCAUCCGUGAUGGACACAUUAAGUAUCUUUGAAAGAACGCAAGAUAACUGUAAAGCCCAGGUCAAAUAAAACAACGAAUGAUCUAUAAAUAAUGUAACGUGCAGUGCAGUUAUUCGUAGUACCUACGUGUAUAGUCGUACUUUUAGAAGCAAUGUUCGUUUAAAAUGCUGCCAAAAUAUGAAAAUAUAUGCGUACACCUUUUUGAUAAAAUUCGAAAAAAUUGCAUUUAACAAUAUUUGCGUGGCUAAGUACGUCAUUUACAGUACGAUGUCACCUCUUAAGUUUUAGAAAAGGUUAUUGUAAACUCUUAUUUAUUAUAUGAAAUUUUAAUAUUUUAAAUUGGCUAAUGACUUUCACACGAUUGUGUUGCUAUUUUUUAUUAUUCUCGAGCUUAGUUGAAAGAAUAAUUAUGUAACUGCGAGUUCGUAGGUUAGAAACAAAAAGGUCAUUGCAAUUAGUAUAAUAACACAUAAUAUAGUUAACGUCUGUUAUACUUCUUUGCAUGUGAAAUUGGUGAUACUACACAACAGCAUUUAAUGUUUGCAAUUUAAACUCGUACGAGAACUUCUCUACUAAAUCUAUUAUUAUUUCAUUCACCCUGUCUCGGUGCAAAGAAAUAUAAUGUACGAAGUGAAACAAUUUGUAUUGUAUAGAUAUUUUUAUACACGAAUAAAGUCGUAGCAAUAUACCGUUAUUUCUGUAGCUACGCGUUAAAUCUUGUGAAGAAAACGCGUACAUAAAUUAUGUUGGCACAAAUAUUUGUUUAGUAUCAACAAACAUUAUGCUUUGGAAUGUUUUACGAGAUUUAAAUGAUCGUUUAUGUGCACUGUGAAAUAAAUUAUGUUGAAUGCUAAUUUGGUGAUCAGCGCUCGCCCGAUGCAAAUGGCAUGUAGUAAACUUUUAUUAUAUAGUUUUAUUAAUACACUGUAUAUUGAACAUUUAACAAUGCGAAAUUGUUCUCAAAUGUUGCUAUAAAAGCAGCUUGAAGCGGAAACUUUUAAAUUAUUAUGUCGUUGACUGUUGUCGACAAUACAGACAUUGUAAGGGCCAGUGCACACCACGUUUUUUAACCGUGCAUUUCAUGCUACAUAGCAGCUGUUUGUUGCACAUAUAUUUAUUCAUCGUGUUCUAAAAUAUCCGCACUUAUGCCAAAUUUUAUCUUACUAAAUUCAAUAGUUUUUAAAGAGACGAAUAUUACCUUUCUCUUCUUUCACAUUCAUGCUCAUAAUAAUUAUAAUAUAAGUACAUACGUUACAUGUACCUACUAAUACAGCUACAACUGAGGUUUGUUUGAAUGCGAUCUCUGGAACUACUAAUUUUACAAGUAUAAUUUAAAUCGGAGACAUUAAUAAUUAUAACCUGAGGAGGGUCAGAGGCUAUUUAAAACUAUUUAUUUAAUUCUGUUAUUUUCCGGGUUAUAACCACUGCGAUUUUUAAAAGCUUUAGAAGCUAUAAUAAAGGUCUUUUAUAAUGGGGAUGAUGACUAGGUUUGAAUAUAUUGAUUUUUAUGAUACAUUCGGGUAAAUUGAGUCAAUGUUAACUAAUUUAUACAUAAAAAGCAAGAAUAUUUGCAAAAUAAAUGAGAUUAUAAAAUUUCAAAAUGUAUUAAAAAUCUUUUAUCGUAAUUAGAUGAAAAUUCAUAAAGUUUUAGCUUCUUUACAUUAAAUGUGACAUUUUUUAAUAUAUGAACUAUUAAUAUAAACGCACUAACAACAAAGAUUUUAGUAAUUUUGUUUGAACGCCCAUACAAAUCUAACGAUCAUUACAUUGCCUACGACGUCAUUAGUUCGUACCAUUUUGUAUGGGGCGUUUUUCAGGGAUCCGCGGCAGCGUCGCAAAUCUGACCCUUUAAAUCCCUGUAGCUCCGAAAGUAAUGAUCGCAGAUACCCUGUUCCUUUUACAAAAUUUCUUUACUAUUAGCAUACUCUUAAUUUAUAUACAAUUUGAAAAAACUGUCAUCAUCCCUAUUAUCCUUUCUUUCGUCUUUCGUAGCUAAGUCUGAGAACAAUUACGUAAUAGAAUCAAUUCAGCAGAUGAGUUUCCAAAGCUAUUUCUGCUGUAAUUGCCUGCCGCGUUCGGGCGAGCAAGAUUCUUUCACCUGCAAUAUUUAUCCAAGACGGUCGAUUGGAUUAUAUUUAUCUGUGUGAUUGUAGAUUUGUGGCGUCGAGUUCUUUAUAUUUAUUGUUAUUAAAUGUUUUACCUAUUUGAACGAGAUUAAAAUCUAUUUUUGUGGACUUUGUGUAUAUUUUUCAUGUAGCGAACGUAGUUAUGUACGUUCGUUGCGAAGCAAUAUU